Molecule: messenger RNA, 906 nt
Organism: Coccomyxa subellipsoidea C-169
Lineage: Eukaryota; Viridiplantae; Chlorophyta; Trebouxiophyceae; Coccomyxaceae
Exons: 5
Coding region: 51-842 (263 amino acids)
Source: RefSeq, a predicted model, not a curated record
GUGGCAGGGGAUGGGGGAGGGGUGGUGGUGAUGGCCAUUCGCGGGGGUUCAUGAGCGAGGGACGAGGGCGGCAUGGCAGGGGAGACAUUGGGUCUUUCCAUCCUGAAAGGGCAGGUUGGCAUAGGGGUGGCCGCCAUCCCGGGGGUUUCCCAAACGACAACCCCUUCAUGCACCAUGUUGGGCAUAUUGGUGCACACGGUGCACUAGACCCACAGCACCAGCUGCCCAUGCCUCCACAGCAGCAUCACAUGGAUGACGGGCAUGUGCCUGGUUUCCACGGCCACCAGGCAAUGCAAGGAGAUGGUCCUGCCAUGUCAGACUCGGGACAUCUUGGGCAGCAUCCGGGCAGCGGGCCGCACCGCGGCCGAGGACGUGGCUGGGGCCGUGGUGGCUCAGGCAGCGGCGGUCUGCAACCGUUCAGGCGGGGCCAGGCGGGGCUGGAUCCUGCAGUGCUGGAGCGUCGCCGCAAGAGCACAGCAGCCAUCAUUGCCCGCCAGCUUGCCCAUGUGCAUGUGUCAGAGAGCCUGGCAGGCCAAAAGGGAUUCCUUCAUUACCAGCGAUCCUCAUCAGCCUUGGACGAUCCCCCAGAAGCAGCUACAAGGAAAGGGUUGCCAGAAGAGGAGGUGAUAAAGCAUUGUCUCAUGUACUCAGCUGUUGCUUCCGAAGAGAAUGUGAGCUCUGGCGUGCGCGCACAUGAUCCUCUGGAUGCAUUUGAGCUCUGCCUUGAUGACUACACGAUGAGCGCCGAUGCAGAGGAGUACUCAAGAACACCAGGGAUGUCGGUCGCUCUGCAAACAUCCAAGUUUGGUACUUUCCUGGCGCCAAGGGUAUGGGAAUUUUAGUGAGGUCCAUGCACGUGUACAAUAAGUAGGAGAGAGUGCAGACAGUGUAAAUGGCAUUGAAGUG